Messenger RNA from Armigeres subalbatus, 1828 nucleotides. RefSeq names its product lipid storage droplets surface-binding protein 2-like. Gene Ontology annotation, biological process: positive regulation of triglyceride storage; lipid storage. NCBI's taxonomy places the organism in Eukaryota, Metazoa, Arthropoda, Insecta, Diptera, Culicidae. The transcript is spliced from 3 exons. Bases 375 to 1361 code for a protein of 328 amino acids. Gene Ontology annotation, cellular component: lipid droplet; cytosol. The record is from RefSeq and is a predicted model, not a curated record.
AUCAAUCGAAUCGUUUAUACGCUCCCGUCCGAGUAAACUGUGGCCAGAUAUUCAGUAGAACGUGAAACGUCGCGACGCCAAUUAAAGUCAGUGUGCAUCUUGAUCACACAUAGUGAGAGAGUGAGCAAGUCAGCGACCGUCCGUGAGAGCUGAGAGUGAUAUACAGAAAAAGCGACCAUCGCGACUAGAAACGAACUGCCGUGCCUUCGGUAGCUCCUCAUUCGAUUCCCGGACGUUGCCAAGUCGUGAAGUGCCAAUUGUGUGACUCCCCAAGUGCCUAUCAGAAGUUCAGUAAUCUGAUAGAAAAGAAGAAGUGACUGAUAAGUGUGUAAAGCGAUUCAAUCAGCGAAAGAAGAAGAAAAGUUACAGUGACCAUGUCGGCUAAAGUGCAUGAAAAUGGUGAAGUCUGCUCGACCGGUGACCACCAGUCCAGCGUGUUGCCACAUCUGGAGUCAUGGGACCGUAUGCUGAAGCUGCCGGUCGUGGAUGCCACUUGGCAGCAAACGCAAAAUGUCUACGGACGCGUAAAAGAUCACAACCCAUUCUUCUCCUGGGCCUUCGGAACUGCGGAGCAUGUAGUGCAGCAAGCCGUCAACCGCUCGGCGCCGAUCGUGCACAAAUUUGACCGCUCGAUCCAACUGGUCGACCAAACGCUGGUCAAGGGCAUCGAUCGCCUCGAAGUGAGCGCUCCCAUCAUCAAGGAACAGCCGCAGGAGAUCUACAACCAGGCCAAAUCCAAGGUUCUCGGCACGGUGAAGCCCUACACCGAGAAGGUGUGCGAGCUCCGUCAGACUUCGCAGCAGAAGGCCGCCUCGCUGAAGGAUCUCUCCUGGAAGAAAGCCAACGAAGUACUGGCCACCCAGUACGGAAGCUUCGCCGUGAACGGCGUAGACACCACCGCCCAGCUGGCCGAACGCCUGCUGGACUACUACUUCCCCAAGUGCGAAGGCGACUUGGAAGAAGAUAAUGCUCCCAUCUCGGUCAAGGAGGACCCGGCGCUGCACACCGUCCAGACCGUUGGCCGCCUGUCGAACAAAGUUGCCCGCCGCGUUUACCGAACCGUGUCCAAGCAGGUCAAAUCGCUCCGCAAGGAAGACGUCAAGGACUACAUCGCCACGCUGAUUGCCGUCCUGCGCCUGACCCAGUACCUCAACUUCAUCAACGACAAACGGCAGCAGCCGGCCGUGGAAGCUGCACCGGCCAACAACACCUCGACCCCGGUCAGCGCUAAUGCCACCUCCACCCCUGUUGCCGCCAGCACAAGCUCCGCCUCCAACACCUCGGCCGUGGUUGCCACGAUAAACAGCAGCAAGACGCUGGUGCAGAAGGAGAACGGCGUAGACGACCAGAAGACGCAGUAGGCGUACACCUUAGGCUACGGAACGUGUUUGUUUGUGUGUGCGGGAUAGUAAGCCCCCAACCGAACUGAUUAACUAGUAGAAUGUUAAUGUAAUCGUAGAUAUUUUUCGCAUUUGUUUUUUGUCUACCGACAAAAAGGACAUUGGCUCACUCUGAUCCGGUUGCGGUCCGAGUGCAGUAAAAAUCGAAUGUUUAAUUUGCGUGCGUUUGUGUGAGAGUCCGAAUGAAUGUGAGUGCGUGUUAAAAUUGAUCGGAAACACUGUUUACUGUUAAUAAUACUACACCUAGGGAGCGAAGAUUGUCUAGUCCUGGAGGCCUACGCGUCUGCCAGGAGUGUAGAGAUAUUGGAACCCAAACGUUUAUAUAUUCACCCUAUUUUCAAAACAAUAUUUUUUUAGAUGAGCUAUAUUAUUGUUUACUCGUAUCUAUAUAUAUUUUUGUGAAAGUAAAAAAUUGUAAAACCCAAAAA